UAUAUUAUUCCUUAAAAUGAAAUGAUGAUUAUGCAAUGCAUUAACAAGAAUGUACAGUCUCUUUAUAUUAGAUAAUAGAUUUGUGGGCAUGUGAUUCCAGUUCAUUGUGGUUUCAAAAUAGCACAGUAAGCCUAUAUGUUAUAAAUUUUAGCUGUUAAUUCACGCAUUAUUAAAAAUAAUCAUUCUGAAAUGAGGAAUGAACCAGUUUCAAAAAAAGCAAUAGUUCAAUACUGGGUGACUUUUUUUCUGGUGGAGGUGGAGCCUAGGUUAGCAUGUACUCUACCCAGUGUAAUGGGCUUGGUAAUAUCAUGCAUUAGCAUUUAAGGAGGUCACACAUUGUUCUGUGAACUGAUAAACCAUUUAAAUUUAUAAAGCACUUUCUGUCAACGCUUAAACAGACAUGGACCAUUACGGAAAACGAGGUGAAGUUUACCUACAGCACCAGAGACAUGGUGAGAAGUGGAAGCGGUAUUGGCUGACCCUUCAUCCAGCCAGUCGGCAUGGCGUUGCACGCUUAGAAUUGUCAGAGGCCAGUCAGGAAAGGUCGACUGUCGUGGUCAGACGGCAUCCAGAGAGAAAAGUUGUCCGUUUGAAUGACUGUGUGAGUGUCGUCAAGUUGCCUCCUCAUGCAGAGGCUUGUCCAGGGGAAAACAUGGCUGCCUUCUGUGUGGAGACAGAAGAAAAGAGACUGGUGUUUGCAGCAGAGAGGGAAAGCUGUGGAGAAUGGGUGGAGAUAAUAUGUAACAUCGCCUUUCAGAAACACUGUAAUAGUGGCCCAAAGUCGGUCCCUCGCAUGGAGGACAAUCAGAUCUACAUGUCCAGAGAACAAUUGUGUGAGUUCAAAGUGCUUGUGUCGCAGACUGAGGCAUCGGUUGGUUGUGGCCUGACAGGACAGUACUGGUUACAAGCUGGUGACGACAUGUUGGUGCUUCAAGAUCUGGAGACCAGGAAAACAGUGUUGGAGUGGCCAUAUAAGCUGCUACGCCGCUAUGGGCAAGAUAAGAUGCUGUUUUCUAUAGAGGCAGGAAGACGCUGUGAGUCAGGCCCUGGAACCUUUAACUUUGAGACCAGGCAGAGUGAAGAGAUACUCCGCCUUAUUGAGUCAGCCAUUCGGCAGCAGAAUAGCCUCACUGUUGCUGAAGGCAGGAACUCGCCACAUUCACCACGUUCUCGUUCUCCUCGCUCACCCUUACCCAGACGCCCUGAUAGCUUUGGUAUGCUAUAUACUGAGAGAACCAACAGCCCUGACAGCAUUGGAGUCAGUGAGAGUGUGUACUCGAAUCAAGCUGAUGCUCUUGUUCCAAACAUUCAUGCUUUGUCAAAUCCUUUAUACAUAAAACCUGCAAGUCUAAUUGGCUUAAUUGAACCUGUAAAAUCUGACGAUUCUUUAAGCUCCUCUAAAAGAACACACACAGACACUGCUGGCGGCACUAACUUGAUUGAGCCUGUGUAUUCAAAUCCUGCUGAUUUAUUUGGCGGACAUGAAUCUGUGUAUGCACAGCCAGCAGAUGCUAUCAAAUUUAAUCAUACUGUAAAAAUAGAUCAAUCUGGGCUACAGUCUGGCCUCCCGUCUCAUAAGAAUGAUUCAGAACCAGUGUAUUCUGACCCUGUUGAUGUCAUCCGCUCAGGCCCAAAAGUUAACAACUGUGUUUAUGCCAGCCAUACUGACACAAUGAAAUGUCAGGUUUCCAAGGCAACCUCUAACAAUGAAGAGCAACAAGAACCUGUGUACUCUGAGGUGUAUAAUGUCACACAAAACUCAAGUAAAAAACCAGACCUGAACACUGUGGAGCCAGUUUACAGUGUACCGGAGGUUGCUGCACGCCGACAAGUUGUUCAGGAAGAUCAAGACAAUAAGUCUGCACAAAACAAGAUGCCUGAGGAGAUCACAGCAAUCUACAGCAAAGUUAUGAAACCACCAAAAACUCCUCAGUCUCUCCCAGUAAAGAAACAAAGCCAAACACAAGAGAUUGUCUUUGAGGACCUUGGAAUGAUUUAGAGUUUAUCUUUACAAACAUGUAGUUGUUAAAUUUCCCUUGUUUUUCAUAUUUGAAAUAUUACUCUUCUGAACACUGAUUUUAUUAAUUUAUUCAUCCUUUCUACCUGAUGUGAAUGAUGAUCCUUUUUAUGUUUUUUAAUUAUGUAACACUGAUGCACACCAUGAAAAAAGGUAUUAUUGAGUACAUUUGUAUGUAUUGUGGGUGUUUUAAACUUUUGUUUGGUAUUUUUGUAUUUAUGCAAAA
Xyrauchen texanus (razorback sucker) is the source of this 2243-nucleotide messenger RNA. It is a transcript of the gene dok1a, whose product is annotated as docking protein 1a. Gene Ontology annotation, biological process: positive regulation of MAPK cascade; cell surface receptor protein tyrosine kinase signaling pathway. Bases 401 to 1999 code for a protein of 532 amino acids. The record is from RefSeq and is a predicted model, not a curated record. NCBI's taxonomy places the organism in Eukaryota, Metazoa, Chordata, Actinopteri, Cypriniformes, Catostomidae. Gene Ontology annotation, cellular component: cytoplasm. The transcript is spliced from 5 exons.